AGGUGCUUUAAAAACUGGCGGGCUUCCUCUUCGCGCAUUCCGCUCGACUUUCUUUUCCGGUCGUUCGAACUCCCAAACUCGAUAUGGUUUUCCUCAAGCGCACCAUCCCCGCCAAUCCAAAGAAGAGGCCUGCCACACCUUCCGAGAAUAUCCACUCUCCUGUCGCCGUCGCCUCUGUGGCAACCCUAGGUUCGGACCGCCACCGGAAUGCCACCUUCUCCGCAGCCGCUGUCGCCGCCGCUACCACUGGCUCAGUUGGCGGCAUAGUCGGGAACGCGAAAGGAAAGGGCGUCCGAGGAACAGAAGGAGAUGACGAAGAGCAGGAUGUGAGCGUGAUGGUUUCCCUCUUAGCCGAAGCUGGUUGCACCCUCCGCGUAUCGGGCGACACCCCUCCGUCGCUCCCCGCCGAUUCUCACAAAUUCCGUCGCCAUAUCGACACCCGCCUCUCCUCAGUCGAAGACCCCUCUAUUGUCCCUCGCUUCCUAUCUGGCUUCUCCUCCUACAUCCAAAGCCCUCAAAACUUCCGCAGGGUUUUGAUACCCGCGAACCAUGAUAGCGGCUCUUCUUGGGGGGAGAGCCUCGUUCGGGUGCUUUUACUGGUGGCUCCGAUCCAGUCGCAGAUGCUGAAUCUGCUGCUCGAGAAACUGCCCGAGCAUUUCAAUGCCGAUGCAGCAUGUGUAGGUCGUUCAUUGAAGGAUGACAUUGCGAGGUUAAUCGUGAACCAACUACGAUGGCUCGAUUUCCUCGUGGAUUCCGGGUCUUUUGUCGAAAAGCUUAUGGAGGUUCUUUCUAUUUCCCCUCCCGGGCUUAAGAAGGAGCUAAUCGGUUCGCUUCCGGAGAUUAUUGGCGACAAAUGCCAUUCCACUGUCGUCAGCGCUCUUGAGAAGAUGCUCCUCGAAGAUUCAGACGUCAUUGUUCCCGUGCUCGAUUCUUUCACUGCUCUGAAUUUAGAUGAGCAGCUGCAGGAACAGGUCGUCACAAUAGCUUUGUCCCGCAUUAGAACUGUGAAUGGGGAGCACAUGCCUCAUUUGCUUAGGUUUUUAUUACUUUCUACAACACCUGCAAACGCUGGGAGGAUAAUAUCACAAAUUCGUGACCAGUUGAAAUUUGUUGGAGUGAUGGAUCCUUACUCUGUCAGAAACAAUAAGUUUAAAGGAAAAUUUUCAGCUCAAAGCACUGAGGUUUCAAUCCUUGAUGCCUUGAGAUCAAGUCUAAGGUUCAAAAAUAUUCUAUGUGAGGCUGUUUUGAAAGUGCUAAAGUCUAUAGACCAGCCACGCAACCAUAAGGUCAUAGAUUUAUGGUUUCUUAUGCUCAUAUACAAAAACGGUGGGUCCUUACAGAAAGAUACUCAGAAAAUAUUGAAGAAAAAGAUUGUAGAUGGUUGUUUUUGUGAAGCUCUAUUUGAUCAAUGUAUUGCUGGGAACCAGGAGUUGGUAAAGGACUACUUCCCAUCAUUUGUUUCUCUUUCUGAGUACCUACUUACUUGUAAAGAAAAGCAAGCGAGAAAAUUUGGCAUUCACCUAUACACAUUACUAUUUGUGGAGUUCAAAGAUACUUACUCUAGGCAAGAGGUUUUGGGUGCUUUAGUGACACAUAUUGGCUCUGGUAUAGCUCAUGAAGUUUGUUCAGCUCUGGAAACUUUGAUUUUGUUGACUAUGAGAUACACGGAGGAUUUGAUCCCAAUCUCCUCACAUAUAUCCGGUAUCUUGGAUUACCUGGAGUGCUUUCAAGAAGAUAACCUUCAUAAGGUUUAUGAAGUCUUCUCUCGUUUGGCAUUGGCUGCUAGAUCUAGAGCUGAAACUAUUAGAUCUUCCAUUGCAAAUGAAGUGUUAAUGAUCAUAAGAAAGCAGGUUAGCAAUGCUGAUAUGAUGUACAGGAAGAUGGGGGUAAUUGGAGCUCUAAAGGUCGUUUCCACCCUUGGAGAUGUAAAUGCCCCUUUGAGUUUCUUCUCUUCUCAGAAAUCAAACUCUGAUGAUGCGUUGGAGCUGCUGCAGAUGUCUUUAGACUCAUGCAAAUUGGUGCCUUUGACCUUGAUUCUUUUUUAUGAUGAACUAGUUGCUCUUUUAGAGGGCAGCGUUCUCAAGCCAGAAAUAAUUGAGUGGAUUGGAAAGCAUGCUAGCGAAUUUGAGCCAAUGUUUUUAUCUGAUCUCGAGGGAGGUCAGUUGCCAUUAAGUGUCCCUUGUGAUGGCAUUGAAGGAGAACUGUGGAUAAAUUUGGAUGGUGACGCCUCUCCUAUAGUUUUGAAGAUCCUACCAUUGCUUUCUUCAUCACUACAGCAGCAAUCAGAUUCUUUGCAGAUUCUUCCUUCUCAAUUUUUGUUAUUAUCUGUUGUUGAAAGGUUGUCAAACCAGGGAUCACUCGGUGGUAUUGAUGCACUUCUUGGUUGUCCCCUGCAUCUUCCUUCUCCCAGGUAUCUUUCUGGAGUUCAUUGGAAGAAGCUGACAGAAAAGCAGAAACAUAUCGUUUGCUUUUCUCUGUUUUAUGCAGUCAACUGGAUUAGGGAGCUGCUGAAUGCAUUUAGCUCACAAGUUGUUGACAAAAUAGAAAAUGUGACUCCGAAUACCAAAGAAGAGACAGUUAAAAAAUUAUUGAAGCGUCUAAGAAAUCUGGU
Messenger RNA from Dendrobium catenatum, 2611 nucleotides. Its product is annotated as Fanconi anemia group D2 protein-like. Gene Ontology annotation, cellular component: condensed chromosome; nucleus. Gene Ontology annotation, molecular function: DNA polymerase binding. Lineage: Eukaryota; Viridiplantae; Streptophyta; Magnoliopsida; Asparagales; Orchidaceae. The record is from RefSeq and is a predicted model, not a curated record. Gene Ontology annotation, biological process: mitotic intra-S DNA damage checkpoint signaling; double-strand break repair involved in meiotic recombination; interstrand cross-link repair.